This is a messenger RNA of Ilex paraguariensis (yerba mate), 1312 nucleotides long. The record is from the annotation of a GenBank genome assembly. Lineage: Eukaryota; Viridiplantae; Streptophyta; Magnoliopsida; Aquifoliales; Aquifoliaceae.
AUGUCUGCCACUCGAGGAAUGGGAGCUUUGAAAGGACUUCCUUUCACUCCCAAAAAAGGUGGGACCCCUAGGAGGAAUGAGAUUGUUUUCAUUGCGCCUACUGGUGAGGAGAUCAGGAGUAAGAGACAGUUGGACCAAUAUCUGAAAUCUCACCCCGGAGGACCUUCGACUUCGGUUUUUGACUGGGGCACAGGUGACACUCCAAGACGUUCUGCGAGACUAACUGUGAAAUCAAAAGCAACGGAGUCACCAGAAAGUGAGACUCCCCAGAAAAAGCAAAGGAAAUCAAGUUCAAAGAAGGGAGCAAAGGAGGAGGAGGAGGAGGAGGAGGAGGAUGCUGAUAAGGAAGGUGAGGCUGCUGAAGACAAGGAAGAUGCUGUGGCAGAAACCAAAGAAAGUACAGAAGUUCCUAUGGAAGAUACAGAGAAUCCUGGGGACCAUAAGGAAGGAGAUCUGAUUGACGAGGAAGUCCCCGGAGAUAAAGCUAAUGUGGAGGAAGCUGAUAAGAAGAACGAAGGCGGGAUUGUGGUUACCGAGGAAGCUCCCACAGCUGAAGAUAAUGUGAAGGAGGCAGUGUUGAACGCAAAAGAAAAUAUCAAUGAGAUGAGCAUAGAUGAACCGGAGAAUCAGAAAACCAGCAAUGAGACUUCUGAUACAAAGGAGGAUGAAUCUGAUAACAAAUCACUGCCGACUCCGGGGCUCAUGGAUAAUAACAAGGAAGCCGAGAAUAAUCUGGGGGAGGCUGAAGCUCCGUCCCAGUUAGCUUUGCCCAAUGAGGCUGCAUUUUCUGUGCAGGAAGUGGAAACUGUAAAAGACGCAAUUCCUGUGGUGGCAGAUGCAACGAUUGAAAAGGCAUCCAAGGAUGCCAAAGUAGGACAACAGGGCCAAGCUGACAAUGAGAUUCCGGCAGAGCCAGUGGCGAGUGCAGAAGCAGCUAAACCAGAUGACAGGGAGAAGGAAAACCAACAAACAGACGAUCAUGCAGUGAGUUGCAAGGAGGCACCACAUGAGCCCAAGACGUCUCAAGUUAGCUGCUGAAAUUUUUACAGGGGUCUUGUUGUACUCAUAAAUUUAUUGCCGUAACCUUUUUUGUUCCUCCAGUUAGAUUAUCUGACAGUCGCUGAUAAAUCUGUUCUGCAAAUUGCCAUUAGGAUUUCAUGCAGAGUUUGAUUGGUAUCAUCAGUUGUUUAUUACAUACUGUGAUAAAACUUUCUUAGUCCGUUGACUCUCAAUACUUAACAUCAGUACUUAGCUGUAAUCUCAAUUCUCUGUUUAAGGCUAUUGUCUAGCUCUAUAUAAUUUUCUCGUGUUG